GCGUUCGCUUGGGGCUUCAAGACAGACGAGCCAUGGUGCUGGUUGUUGGAGAAUGUGGAGGGCCUAGUUUCGCACAAUGAAGGUCGAGCUCUGCAGACCAUCGUUACCACGCUGGACUCCAUCAACGGGGGCCGAUACUUGGUGCAGACGCGAGUUCUCAAUACAGAGGACCACG
Molecule: messenger RNA, 175 nt
Organism: Symbiodinium pilosum
Lineage: Eukaryota; Dinophyceae; Suessiales; Symbiodiniaceae
Source: the annotation of a GenBank genome assembly